Molecule: messenger RNA, 324 nt
Organism: Trichomonas vaginalis G3
Lineage: Eukaryota; Parabasalia; Trichomonadida; Trichomonadidae
Product: ATP binding
Exons: 1
Coding region: 1-324 (107 amino acids)
Source: RefSeq, a predicted model, not a curated record
AUGAAGAUGGGAGGUUCAAAGAAAAUAGGUAUUGAAAACCUUCCUUCACAUAUGCAUAGGUUCAGUGGAAGAACAUCUGUGGAAGGAAACCAUUCACAUUCAAUAACAAAAAGAGGUUAUACAAAUCUUGCAGCGGGUUCGGAUAGACAGGGAAUGCAUAGAUAUGAUAUCACAACUGACCCCAAAGAUGUUAGCACAGGUAUUUUCUGUGGAACUGCAGGAAAUCAUACACAUGUUGUAGCUGGUAUUACAGACCCAGCAGGUAAUGGAAAAGAUUAUAUGCCUCCUUAUAUAACAAUGCACGCUUGGAUACGAGUUGGUUAA